GCCUGGCAAAGGAAUGCUCCCUCGUGCUUCCAAGCCUUUUCUACAACCACAUGAGAAAAAGCAGAGCCUGUGGGCACGCUGCAGAUGGUAAUACAAAUUUUGGCAGGGAAAUACCUGAUGGAGGAACACUGUCUCCUGCCCGUCCUGUUCCCCUCCCACCACCAAAAAAAAACCUGUUGGCAGCAGUUAUUUGAAGAAGAAAUUAUGUGAGUUUGGAUACCUGCUCCAGCCUGGAUUAAGAGCCAUGAAGUUUUGAAGGAGGCUGACCACAGAUGGAGCCAAGUGAGUUGAGAAACGCUGAGGACUAGAAACACCAGCAUCAUCAUUAUUAUUUUUUAUUAAAAAAAACCCGUCCCAGUAAAGCAUAAGGAGCAAGGGACAAAAAUAAACUGGAGCUCCAGGAAAGGAACAAAACAUGCAGACCUCCUCAGAGAGGAUAACAGAGGCCUACCUUCCAUUAUCUUAUGAUACCAACCAUCUCCCUUCGCUGGGAGGAGAAGUGUCCAGAAAGAGCCUGAUUUCAAGGCCUUCUCCAGGGGCUGGGGGGUCCACGAGGAAACCUGAGGCGGGAGAAGAGUAUCCCUCAGGAAGGGCUUUCUUCAAGGGGAGGUGCCCGUUCUGGCCGAAGAGGAAAGGGGCUGCCCAUCCCCCCCAGGGACAGGUGACCCCCAAGAGCCGUCUCUGCAUGGAGGCCACUCAUGAGAGCCCCAUCCAGGCUGUCCGGAAGCCAGCCACACGUGAAUACGCCCAAGGGCUGGACUCCGACGAGGAAUCUGUGGGAGGGAAAACCGGCUGCUCUCUCCUCAGGAAGCUCCUGUGUCUGAAGAAGACGCCCACCGGCCCAGAGGCAUCGCCAGCCCAGAUGGCAAGAGCCAGGUGCGGGCCUGUGGCCGCCCUCAGCAGAACCGCCGACCCGGAAGGGGAGUCUCCUCUGAGGUGGCAGUCCAGAGCUAUGGCCCAGAGCCCAGCAGAGGCCAGCUCCAUCGCGGAGGCAGCAGCGGCGGUGGCAGAUCCAGUGGACAGGCUUGUCGGGUGGUGGGUGAUGAAGCCAUGGAGAGCUUUCAGGGCCAUGCUGAGAUCCAGAGCCAAGAAAAGGUCGGUUCUCCCAGAGAACAAGAGAAUUCCCAAGGCGGUGGAAGAAAGGGAUAUUCGCCUCCCUGCAGAGCCCGAAACCUCGCCCAUUGCCAGGCGGGGUGGAUCCCUCUGUUUUUCAGCCACAGAGGACAAAACUCUUGCAUCCGACAUGGGUGAAACUCAUGGCCCCCAAGAGGAGGAUGAAGGCUCAAGGUGCGGGCUGGAGAUCCAUGGGCGGGCAGAGGACGAUAUUUCGGACCCCGCGACUGAACAGGAAGUCGACGAGCUCUGCACUUUCUUGAGCGAGGGAAGGCAGCUUCGGGAAGAGAGCCGAGGCCUCAGGGGUAUUUUUGAGUGGAGAGGAGCUGGCCACCUUCCUGGGGGGGACGGAGUAGAGGCGGAAGACAUCGCAGAGCAGGCCCCUGAGCUGGGGGACUACAGGUACUGGGCCGAGGCAUCGGACGGAGAAGAACAGGCUCUUGGCGAUCUUGCCGAGAACCCAGGAGGGCAGGGCAUGGUGAUGGCGACGAGAGAUCUGGGCUGGCUGGACAGCGAGUUGCUGACAAGCCCGGUGGUUGGGAUGGGUGGGCGGAAGGAAAAGCGGGGAAGGGAUGUUUCCACUGCAAGCAAUCCCGAAAGCCAAGCAACUGAAGGAGAGAAUGGGCGUGUGGUGGACAUCAUCAGAGAGAUCAAACACAUCCGUCAGGAAGUGCUGCAUCUUAGCAGCUGCUCGGUUCCUCUGCCAGCCUCACCACCUGGCAGAAGCGAUGCUCUGAAACCAGACCCUUAUGACGCUUCUAGGGCCUACAUCGCAGACAAACAAGGGGCACCAUCUCCUGGCUUCCCACAGACCCUGCUGACCCCCCUGGAGCCGCCUCCCUCCUUUCCACCCAGAGGGCAAGGCCUUCAGGAGGGGCCACCCCCAUCAAGGCCAUGCCAGGUUCUCGCAGAGGACGGAGGAAGGGAAGUGUGCCAAAAGAGAGGAAGCUCCGGGCGGAAGCUGGCAUCGCCCACGGAGGAGGAAACCGUGGCAGAGCUAGGGGAGGAGGACAAGCAACGGCUCUACCUGGCUGCGGUGGAGAUCGUGGGCGCUGCCAUCGAUGCUGCAGCAGAGCAGCUGGCAAAGGCGGCCGAGCAAGGAGAGCUGGGGUCCAGCAGAGAGGUUCCUUGAGGUCCCCGUUCCUGGGGAGAGCAGAGAACUUGGAAAGCCAGGAAGGCCAUGCUCUCGUGCACCUCAGCAUUAUCCAGCUCUCCUGCCUGGCACCGAUGGGAGUUGAAGUCCAAGACAUUUAGGGGGCACCCAGUUAACAGAGCAUGCUUUAAAUUCUUGGUUCAGGGGCCAUGCCUGCGCCACAGUUCCCCCUACUGCCUUCACCAGCCUCCCCCUCUUAAUUCCUUAGUAACUUAUGGCACCCCAUUUUUAUUUUUUAAAAGACCCUUUUAUUCCAGAGCCUGUGGGCAAGAGGAACAGGAGCGAAGGACUGAGGAGGUCUGACGUGUCAAAAAUACAAUUAAACCUGUUCCAAUGAAGUUUCCAUCUGCUCGUUUGUACCUCACCCUCUUGCAGGGCUGGUUUUAGGAACGUAGGAAGCUUCUACUGAGUCAGACCAGACAUCCAGCUCAAUGCAGACUGCACUGGUUGGCAGCAGCUCUCCAGGGUUUCAGGCCGGGGUGUGUGCGCUCUCUCUCUCUCUCUCUCUCAGCCCUAUGUGGAGAUGCUAAAGGGGAUUGGACCUGCAUGCAAAGCAGAUGCUGUAACCACUGAGCAACAGUUGCCCUC
This is a messenger RNA of Zootoca vivipara (common lizard), 2854 nucleotides long. RefSeq lists its product as uncharacterized. The record is from RefSeq and is a predicted model, not a curated record. NCBI's taxonomy places the organism in Eukaryota, Metazoa, Chordata, Lepidosauria, Squamata, Lacertidae.